AUGAUGGCAAUGGAUGGGGGCAACUUGAAAGACCGCUUUUCCUCCGACCCUCCCCGGGUCAUCGGAGGCAUUGAGUUCGGCGCGCUUUCCCCUCAGGAAAUCCUCAAACUCUCCGAGGUCGAAGUCGCUACUCGAGAUCUCUAUGACCUCCAAAAGGGCCGUGCCCCCAUGGAGUACGGCGCCCUGGACCCCCGUAUGGGCGUGUCCAGCAACAUGAGCAAGUGCAAGACUUGCGCGGAGCCGCUGGCCACCUGUCCCGGCCAUUUUGGCCACGUGAAGCUGGCACUCCCUUGUUUCCACAUUGGUUACUUCAAGGCCACCAUCUCCAUCCUGCAAAACGUGUGCAAGGACUGUGCCCGCAUUCUCCUCUCCGACGAGGACCGACGCAAGUUUCUGACCGAGCUGCGGCGUCCCGGCAUCGAUAAUCUGCGCAGAAUGCAGAUUCUCAAAAAGGUCAACGAACAAUGCAAGAAGCAGCGUCGUUGCGUGCACUGCAACUCGAUCAACGGUGUCGUCAAAAAGGCCGGCCCUCUCAAGAUCAUCCACGACAAAUUCCGACACGUGGGCAAGAAGAUCCCCGAGGAGAAGACCGAGUUCGACAACUCCUUCAACACUGCCAAGGAGUCUAUCCCUGAUGUCGAGCGGCUGCAGAAGAAGGCCAUGGACGAUCUCAACCCUCUUAAGGUGUUCAAUCUGUUCCGAGAGAUUUUGCCUAUGGACUGUGAGCUGCUGGGCAUGGACCCCGGCAAGGGACGCCCCGAAACAUACAUCUGGAGAUACAUGCCUGCUCCUCCCGUGUGUAUCCGUCCCUCGGUGAUGCAGGACAGUGCGUCCAACGAGGACGAUCUUACUGUGAAGCUCACUGAAAUCGUGUGGACCAGCGCCAUCAUUGAGGCUGGUCUCAAGCAGGGCAUGGCAGUUGCCUCGCUCAUGGAGCAAUGGGAGCUGUUGCAGCUGGCCGUGGCAGUCUACAUCAACUCCGACACGCCCCAGGGUCCCGGUCAGAGCGCCUCUAAGCCCAUUCGGGCGCUGACCCAGCGUCUCAAGGGUAAGCAGGGCCGUUUCCGAGGAAACCUGUCAGGAAAGCGAGUCGACUUUUCCGGUCGAACCGUCAUUUCUCCUGACCCCAAUCUCAGAAUCGACCAGGUGGCUGUUCCCGACCGGGUGGCCAAGAUUCUGACAUAUCCUGAGCGCGUGACUUCUCACAAUAUUGAAAAGCUGCGUAACUUGGUGAUCACGGGUCCUUCGCAGCAUCCAGGCGCCAACUACCUCUUCAAGAAGGGCGAGUCUCUGCGGCGAAACCUGCGAUUUGGAGACCGGGCCAAGAUUGCCGAACGACUUGAGAUUGGUGAUGUGGUGGAACGGCAUUUGGAAGACGGAGACGUGGUGCUGUUCAACCGACAGCCCUCGCUGCAUAGGUUGUCGAUUCUGGCGCACUUUGCACAGAUUCGGCCCUGGCGAACGUUCCGGCUUAACGAGUGUGUUUGCACUCCCUACAAUGCCGAUUUUGACGGAGACGAGAUGAACCUGCACGUGCCGCAGACAGAGGAGGCACGAACGGAGGCCAUGUGCCUGAUGGGCGUUAAACACAACCUGGUGACGCCACGAUCUGGAGAGCCUAUCAUUGCCGCCACUCAGGAUUUUAUCACCGGCUCUUUCCUUAUUUCCAAGAAGGACUACAUGAUCGACCGACGGACAUUCUGCCAGCUGCUGGCAAUGAUGUCGGACGGAGACAUGCAGUUUGACAUUCCUCCCCCUGCUAUCCAGAAGCCCGUGCAACUGUGGACCGGAAAGCAGGUCUUUUCUUUAUUGAUUCGCCCCAACAAGAGCUCCAAGGUGAUCAUCAACCUGGACGCCAAGAACAAAACCUUCCAACCUCCGCCCCAGGGCUACCCCCGAGAUAUGUCCCCCAACGAUGGUUUUCUCGUCAUCCGAAACUCUCAGGUCAUGUGUGGAGCUAUGGACAAGGCUACUCUCGGAGACGGUAAGAAGGACUCCGUUUUCUACUCGAUUCUCCGAGACUACGGCCCUGACGAAGCUGCUGGUGCCAUGAACCGAAUGGCCAAGCUGUGUGCUCGGUGGCUGGGUGGCCGAGGUUUCUCCAUUGGUAUUUCCGAUGUCACACCUGGUGCAGAGCUUUCUUCCACCAAGGAGAUUCUCGUUGAACAGGCGUACGCCAAGUGUGACGAGCUGAUUGAGGCGCUGGCACAAGGCAAACUGGAGCCCCAGCCUGGUUGCACACCUGCACAGACUCUGGAAGCCAAGAUUGGUGGUCUGCUUUCCAAGGUGCGAGAGGAGGUCGGAGAGGUGUGUAUCAAGGAGCUGGAGAAGUCGAAUGCUCCGCUGAUCAUGGCCACGUGUGGUUCCAAGGGAUCCACGCUCAACGUGUCUCAGAUGGUGGCGGUUGUGGGCCAGCAGAUCAUUUCCGGCAAGCGAGUACCCAACGGUUUCCAGGACAGAUCUCUGCCUCACUUCCGAAAGUUCUCCGUGACGCCUCCGUCCAAGGGUUUCGUGCGAAACUCAUUUUACUCGGGCCUGGACCCUCCAGAGUUCCUUUUCCACGCCAUUUCCGGCCGUGAAGGUCUAGUUGACACAGCUGUGAAGACAGCUGAGACUGGAUACAUGUCCCGUCGGUUGAUGAAGUCUCUUGAAGACUUAUCUGCUCGAUACGACUCGACUGUGCGAACAUCAUCCAACGGCGUGGUGCAAUUCCGAUACGGAGGCGAUGGUCUAGAUCCCUUUGACAUGGAGGGCGACGCCAGACCUGUCGAUUUCAACAGAACAUGGACUCACUGCGAGUACAUCUCUUCAAAGUUGGGCAUUGAGCCCGAGGCCGAGACAAUCAAUGUGUCUUCCGUGCCUGACACACCUCUCAAGCCGUUUGAGAUCAUGGCUGUGGUUGAGGAGCAGAUCUUCGCGCUGGAACAGAAGCUGCAGCGAAUGGACAACUCCGGAAACAUGCUUUCUGUGGCAACCAAGGCAGCACGUGACCGUGCGUCAGCAGAGAAAUAUGUCGACGAGGUGGAUCCCCGACGAGACUUCCUGCAGUCCAUCAGAGGCUUCAUUUACACAAAGGCCGAGGAGCUGGCUACCGUGCGUGAGUCCCGUGGUCUGAUGGGCCUGUUGGAGAAGCCCGAUGGUGACGAAUACGACGGUCAGGACUUUGAUCUGUUUGCUCCCAAGGCUGUGAUCCGUGCAGUCAACCAAGUGUGUCGAAUUUCGCACCGAAUGGUGGACACCUUCCUGCAGGCCUGUCUUCGAAAGUACCAGAAGGCGCAGGUGGAGCCUGGUACAGCUGUUGGAGCUAUUGGAGCGCAGAGUAUCGGAGAGCCCGGUACUCAGAUGACUCUAAAGACGUUCCAUUUCGCCGGAGUCGCCUCCAUGAACGUGACACUCGGUGUGCCUCGUAUCAAGGAGAUCAUCAACGCUUCCAAGGCCAUUUCCACGCCGAUUAUCACUACCGUUCUUAACAACGAAACGGAGUUGCAGGCUGCUAGAAUCGUCAAGGGCCGUAUCGAGAAGACUCUUUUGGGCGACAUUGCUCAUUAUAUCCAGGACGAGUACUCGUACGCCAAGGCGUCUGUUCGAGUUCGAAUUGAUUUCAACACAAUUGAUCACCUCUUGCUUGAAAUCGACAUGGACCAAAUCAGAGAGGCGAUCAUCAAGGCUCCCAAGCUGAAACUCAAGCCUGGUCAGGUGUCGAUCGAAGAAGAGAAGUACAUUCGUGUCGACAUUGAAUCUGAUGCCGUCAAGAAGAACGGCUCCACGACUAUCAUUGAUACUGAUGGAGAAAUCUUUGAGGAAGGUGUUGAAUCUGACACUGCCAUGUUCCUGCGUACUCAGCAUCUCAAGCGGGUGUUGCCAAAUGUGGUUGUCAAGGGCUUCACUGACAUUUCUCGAGCCGUCAUUAACAUUCGAGAAAAGGACAAUACCCAUGAGCUGCUCGUCGAGGGUUACGGUUUGCGCCAUGUCAUGACAACCUCUGGAGUCAUUGGUACGCAGACUUCGACCAACCACGUGCUCGAGGUCAAGGAGGUGCUUGGUAUUGAGGCUGCUCGUGCCUCCAUCAUUCACGAAAUCGACUACACCAUGUCCAAACACGGCAUGUCUGUGGAUCCUCGUCAUAUUACGCUUCUUGGAGAUGUAAUGACAUACAAGGGUGACGUUCUUGGUAUCACCCGAUUCGGUCUUGCCAAGAUGCGAGACUCGGUUCUGCAACUGGCGUCGUUCGAGAAGACCACCGAUCAUUUGUUUGAUGCUGCUUUCUACAUGAAGACCGACGAUGUGGAGGGUGUUUCCGAGUGCAUCAUUCUGGGCCAGGGUAUGAGCAUUGGUACUGGUGCCUUCAAGGUGCUGCAGCCUCUGGCUCUGGACAAGGUCAAGAUUGGCCCCAAGCCUCUGCUGUUUGAGGAGGUGUGCAAGCAGCUCAAAAAUGUAAAGUUGGAGGAUUAA
This is a messenger RNA of Yarrowia lipolytica CLIB122, 4452 nucleotides long. The record is from RefSeq and is a predicted model, not a curated record. Lineage: Eukaryota; Fungi; Ascomycota; Dipodascomycetes; Dipodascales.